Messenger RNA from Aspergillus eucalypticola CBS 122712, 663 nucleotides. RefSeq lists its product as uncharacterized. The record is from RefSeq and is a predicted model, not a curated record. Bases 1 to 663 code for a protein of 220 amino acids. The transcript has 5 exons. Lineage: Eukaryota; Fungi; Ascomycota; Eurotiomycetes; Eurotiales; Aspergillaceae.
AUGGCAACCACAGACAAACACGUCGUUUUCGACGUCGUAGGAACAUGCGUCUCCUACGACGUCUUCUUCUCAGCAAUCGACUCCCGUCUCGGCCCCAAGCUUCGAACUUAUAACAUCCACCCCCGUCUAUUCGGCUACGCGUGGAUGGAAGCCGGCGAAAAGGAAUACACCUAUCUAAGCCUCUCAACCCACUACGUCAAGUUCUUCGAUGUAUUCCGUUCCAUCUUCUACAGGACCCUAUGGCAAGCUGGGAUCCUGAACCCACGGGAAUUCGCCACCGAUGAAGACCGUGAAUAUCUACUUGCAUCGUAUCGCGAAUUCAAGUCCCUAAGGAAUGCCGGGUUCACGGUUUGGGCUCUGACAUCGGGCGAUACAUCCCGGGUGGCUGGGUAUCUUGCUGAAGGUGGAGUGAUGUUCCCAGAGGAGAACUUUGUAUCGUGUGAUACCAUUGGAGUGGGGGGAGGGUCGGUGGCUUGGUUUGCGGCGGCGCAUAUGUGGGAUGCGGCUGCGGCGAAGCGGUGCGGGUUCAAGGGGGCUUGGGUGUCUUUAUGGGAGAAGGAGAAGUGUUCGGAUAUCUUUGGCAAGAUGGACGUUGAGGAGGAUAGUUUGCCUAUGCUGGCGGAGGGGAUUAUUACAGCUACUGCUGCGAUGGAGACCAAGUAA